CAAAAGUGGAGGACGAUAGUACUAUCUUGAUUAUAGAAGAAACACCAUACCGGAAGAGCCCAGGAUAUCUGAGAGAUACUACAUUAGAAAACGCUACUAAUUCACCAGAGAUAUCGCCACCAAAGUCGACCCUUAGGGACCUAGAAAGGGCAAUAACUGAAAUUACUAGUAAAAAGUUAGCAUUAGAAUUCCAAAGAGAAAAGGCAUUGGUAGCAAAGGCAAAGGAAGACCAGAUGAGUGGAUUUUUUGGAGGAAUAUCGAGAUCAUUGUCAGGGGGAGGCCAGAGCACAACAAAAGAAGACAAUUCGGAGACCAAACCAGUGGUUCAAAUGGUAGAAGCAAAAACAAGUAUUAAAAUGGCAACAGGACCACCAGUGCCAGACCCAUCAACAAUAGUAAAAGAAAAUAAGGAAAAAAAGAAAGAGGCCGUGGCGUCUAUUAGCAGCAGCAAGAAUAGUAAGCCACAAAGUACCGCAGGGGACAAUGUUGGAGGGACCAGUACGUCAACACCAGUAACUGCAGGGACAUCUACUAAUCCACCGGAAAACCCAUUUUGCAUAAUUAAAGAUUGUAAAAAUAAAAAACAAAAGGGGGCACAAUUCUGCAAGAGCUGCUUGGAUAAGCAGCUGGCGGCAAGAAAAUGCGUAACCAAGGAUUGCACCAAUGUAAAAUUGGGAGGAUCGAAAUUUUGUGCAAAGUGUGCCUCCAAAAAUGACACAGUCUACUGCAAAGAGGGAACCUGCGUUGAACAAGCCCAAAUGGGAGAAUUAUACUCAAAAGUGGAGGACGAUAGUACUAUCUUGAUUAUAGAAGAAACACCAUACCGGAAGAGCCCAGGAUAUCUGAGAGAUACUACAUUAGAAAACGCUACUAAUUCACCAGAGAUAUCGCCACCAAAGUCGACCCUUAGGGACCUAGAAAGGGCAAUAACUGAAAUUACUAGUAAAAAGUUAGCAUUAGAAUUCCAAAGAGAAAAGGCAUUGGUAGCAAAGGCAAAGGAAGACCAGAUGAGUGGAUUUUUUGGAGGAAUAUCGAGAUCAUUGUCAGGGGGAGGCCAGAGCACAACAAAAGAAGACAAUUCGGAGACCAAACCAGUGGUUCAAAUGGUAGAAGCAAAAACAAGUAUUAAAAUGGCAACAGGACCACCAGUGCCAGACCCAUCAACAAUAGUAAAAGAAAAUAAGGAAAAAAAGAAAGAGGCCGUGGCGUCUAUUAGCAGCAGCAAGAAUAGUAAGCCACAAAGUACCGCAGGGGACAAUGUUGGAGGGACCAGUACGUCAACACCAGUAACUGCAGGGACAUCUACUAAUCCACCGGAAAACCCAUUUUGCAUAAUUAAAGAUUGUAAAAAUAAAAAACAAAAGGGGGCACAAUUCUGCAAGAGCUGCUUGGAUAAGCAGCUGGCGGCAAGAAAAUGCGUAACCAAGGAUUGCACCAAUGUAAAAUUGGGAGGAUCGAAAUUUUGUGCAAAGUGUGCCUCCAAAAAUGACACAGUCUACUGCAAAGAGGGAACCUGCGUUGAACAAGCCCAAAUGGGAGAAUUAUACUGUGCAGCACAUACAUGCACAACCAAUGGCUGUAUGGAGCCAAAGGAUGGGAAUAGCCAUCUGUGCAGAGGCUGCUAUCAGAAAGUAGAAGAACAAAGAAAGCAAAGAUGCCAACACUGUGGAGCCAAAAUAAGACAAUGUGAAGAACAGGGAUGUGAAAACCUUGUGCUGGAGGACGCAAUGUACUGUUGGCCCUGUGAAAAGAAUCUACCAGAAUGCAUAAGAGAGGAAUGUCGAAGCUCAGUGCAGCAUAGGUCAAAUCAGUACUGUGAUGUUUGCUUUAAUAGCAUGAGCCCACCAAACACACCAACACCAACGGUUUCUCAAACAGUCAGUAUGGGGCAAGGAGCGGGAUCUCAGCCAAACUUAGCAGGAACUAGUAUCCAGGGAAUAGGAAGAACUGCCACAUCACCACCAAGACAACCGCCUAAUUGGCAAACAACAAUCGUACAACCACCAGGGGGCCAGCAGGGUAUAGUUGAUCCAUUCAUCACGGCAUGA
This is a messenger RNA of Entrophospora sp. SA101, 2048 nucleotides long. Lineage: Eukaryota; Fungi; Glomeromycota; Glomeromycetes; Entrophosporales; Entrophosporaceae. The record is from the annotation of a GenBank genome assembly.